ACCGCUCAACCCAGUCGUUUCGUUUCAUAUUCCACUACUCUCACUAGUCACUAUCACUUGUCUCAGUAUUAAUCGUUUUGUGUCUGCAGAUUGGAUGUGAUUUACCAAAAAAGUGUGAUAUGAUGUUGGAGGUUGAGACGGAGCUCGAGGAGGUGAGUUUUGAAUUUGAUUCAUCUGAAGGAGAUGGAGUCCAUUUAUGCCUUUCUUCUUCAAAUUGCAACUGUGAUGCCACUCUUCUGAAAUCCACCCCUGUUUCAGGGAGUAGCAAGGCUGAAGCUAGACGCUGGUCGGAGGAAGAGGACAACCUUUUGAUUCAGAUAGUCAAGAAGCAUGAAGCUAGGAAUUGGAAGAAAAUAGCUGCGUAUCUUUCAGGGCGAACUGAAGCCCAAUGCUUACAUCGCUGGCAGAAAGUUUUGGAUCCUGAUCUUGUGAAGGGUUAUUGGACAAAGGAGGAGGAUGAUCGCCUCACUGAGCUAGUAAGAAAGUAUGGUUUGAAGAGAUGGGCCGAAAUUGCAAAAUUCUUACCGGGUCGAAUUGGGAAGCAAUGCCGAGAGAGGUGGCACAAUAAUCUUGAUCCAGCUAUAAAGAAAGAUGCAUGGACGGAGGUAGAGGAAUUGGCACUUGCUCACUAUCACCAAAUAUAUGGUAGUAAGUGGGCAGUGAUUGCAAGGUCUGACAACGCCAUUAAAAAUCAUUGGAACCGCUCAAUGAAAAAGAAAGGGGAUGCAUCUUCACAUCUUGGGUUUGACCUAAAUGUUGCUACUUCCAGUUUUCGCACAUCUCCAAUAGUUCCAGCUCAUGUUUCAGUUAAAGUAGAUAGCCAUAGUUUCAAUGAAAUGGAUUCGAAGCACAGGGUUGACAACUUCCCAACACACUUGGUUCUUCAAAAGCCCAGUAAAUCUCCCAAACGACAGAAAGUUUCUUCCUCAGAUGCCAAGAGAGACCAAGUUGGAAAUGGAAGCAACAACAAAAUCAACAGUACGUGCCAUAAUGCAGAUGACAUGAGUAACGACAUAGGAUGUGGGGACAAUAAUGACAGCAGAGAUACUCGCACAAUGUUUGAACAAAGUCCAGAACGUGUACUAAGAAGCUUAGCCAUGACCUAUGAGAAUAUUCCUUCUAUUAUUAGGAAACGAACUCCCACCAAGGCUGAGUGUGCCCAAACUCCUGAAGACGAACGUGUUAUUAGUUUACGAAAUUUAAAAUUGAGCCGGGAGUUUAUUCCAUCCAUUAUUACUACACCAAACACUAAAGCCAUAGCUAAAUCUCUAGAAGGAUACAUGGAAUGAUAGAAUAUGCUUGGAAGUUGUAAUGUUGCCAUGUAAAUGUAACCUUUCCCAAGGUUUACCGAAAGGGAGUUACCCUUUUUGGUUCAUAGAGAGUUGAACCUUCCUUUUUCUUUGGUCAAA
Messenger RNA from Arachis stenosperma, 1409 nucleotides. RefSeq lists its product as uncharacterized. Gene Ontology annotation, cellular component: nucleus. The record is from RefSeq and is a predicted model, not a curated record. Gene Ontology annotation, molecular function: DNA-binding transcription factor activity, RNA polymerase II-specific; RNA polymerase II cis-regulatory region sequence-specific DNA binding. Gene Ontology annotation, biological process: regulation of DNA-templated transcription. The coding region runs from base 120 to 1289 and encodes 389 amino acids. Lineage: Eukaryota; Viridiplantae; Streptophyta; Magnoliopsida; Fabales; Fabaceae. The transcript is spliced from 7 exons.